Molecule: messenger RNA, 2043 nt
Organism: Laccaria bicolor S238N-H82
Lineage: Eukaryota; Fungi; Basidiomycota; Agaricomycetes; Agaricales; Hydnangiaceae
Exons: 7
Coding region: 1-2043 (680 amino acids)
Biological process (GO): meiotic chromosome segregation
Cellular component (GO): chromosome, centromeric region; nucleus
Source: RefSeq, a predicted model, not a curated record
AUGAGCAGCAGUCGGAGAGAGUCGCGCGCCUCUCUGGGCUCGAGGCAGAACGACGCCCUCUUCGAAUUCGAGAACUUUAAGAAGAAAUUCCUCCUCGCCAACAAGCAUAUUACAAAACUCAAUUCAACACUGAGCGUCCGAAUCGAAGAGCUCAAUGCCCAAAUAUCAACAUUGUAUGUUGAGAACCUCAAGUUGCGUGCGUCAGAAAUCGCCCUGGAAGCACAGCUCAAGCGCGAGCGGGAAAAGUCGCGAAAGGUCAUGGCCGAUGCAGAGGCUGCCAGCCUUAACUUGUCGAAACAAUUGAGUUAUCUUCGUCAAACUUUCAAUAUAGGAUUGACACCCGCGACACCACCUACGCCUCCGUCACCGCGAGUAACCAAGAGGCCACAACCACCACCACCUACAUCGCCCACUACACAGGGUACACGCAUCGCCAGGACUCCAAAUGUCCCGGGGAUUUUUGAAGAAGAGGAGCCCUCCUCUUCUUCAUCCGACGAACGCGAUGAAGCAGCGAAAGCUGUAUCUCCACCUCAUCGUAAGUCCAAGUCCAAGCCACGCCUCUCAGCGUCCAAGCUGCCACUGCCCAUGCGGGUGACUUCGCCAACGCCGCUUCCCACCCCAGCACCAGCGUCAACGUCCACGAGAAUACAUCUGGAUCUGAGCGUUGUAUCCACUGGGUCGAAACGCAAGCCUAUGCGAAGACAGAGUGGCUUGUUGACCGUUAAAACGGACGCGCUGUCAGUACCACGCGCAGCAAGUCCGGCCUUUGGGUCUCCUAUACGGCUGGAGGCAGGUCGAGCUGAGGAAGAGGAAGAGAUGGCAGUUGACAUGGAGGUGACGACAGAUUCUUCACCGCCGCCCGAAAGGGAGAAGAAGCGGGGGAAAGCAAAGGAGCGAGAUAUGGCUGCGGAAAGUGAUCGAGACGCUGUUGUUGUAGACAGCAAUACCACUCGACGGCGAGAGCGGAAGAGGGCUCGCGAGGACGAUGAUGUUGUGGCCAUCCCAGCGGAGGCGAUCAAGUUCAAGCUCAUGGAUGUCACUAAUUCGAGGACAGCUCUGCAACCUAUAGGCCAUAAAGUCUUUGAGCAAGCUGACUCUGACUGCGCCCAGAGUAGCAACAACCGCCAGUUCCUGGAAGAAAACGGCUCUCCACCAUCUCUUCCCACCCCACGCGCAUCAUCCAGCCCUACACCGGCUUCUGAAGUGGACGCAGCGACGACUGCGGCUGGACGAGAGAAACGAACAAGAAAAAGCGUCAAUUAUGCCGAACCCAAACUGAACACGAAAAUGCGCAAGCCAGAUCCAAUUCCCGGAUCCUCGGAAUCCACCAGCUCAGGGUCGUCGAGGACGGCGGGCAAGAAAAGGUCUUCGGCUGCGGCUGUGAUGGCUGCGUAUCGUCCAGCAGCAGACGGCAACGAUGCAGACAAUGAUACCGAGGCACGCUCCUCGCUUGAGUGUGCACGUCCUCUUCCUCUUCCCCUUCCUUCUUCUUCCAAGACAGAGGCAAUGUUACCACUGCGAGCGAUGAACGGGGGAUACAUCAACCCAGAAUUAUUUCCACUCCCAGCCUCGCGUCCUGGCUCCGCAGCUGCCAUGUAUUCUCCUGGUCCGCCUCCUCGAGCGGGCGGGAGCACGACUGCAUCCUCGUCUGGCUCUUCGACUACGAGCACUGGAGUAAGUCUGAGGAGGAAGAAGUCAAAGCCGCAGAUAUACUUUGACAGCGAUGACGAGGUUGGAGAGAGUGAUGGUGCAGAAGCGGAUGGGGAGUAUGUUCCUGGUGGUGGUUCGAAGAGAGGUGGAUCUUCGUGGGUGAAUGUUAAUGUGGAAGGGAGGAAGAAGAGUGCGACGAAGAGGAGUGCUGGUGGUGGUGCGAAGCAGGACUAUGUGCAUGCUGCACAUGCGCAGGAGCUGGAUAUGCGCAGACAAUUGGCCGCUCGACCAACCAACACAACGACACGAAGAUUACCCCCUCAUCACUUUUUUGAAAGUGUAAAUACGAUUACCUAUACUCACUCCACCCACAUAGCAGCGGAUAGCCUGUAA